Pestalotiopsis fici W106-1 is the source of this 2367-nucleotide messenger RNA. RefSeq lists its product as uncharacterized. The coding region runs from base 1 to 2367 and encodes 788 amino acids. The transcript has a single exon. Gene Ontology annotation, molecular function: zinc ion binding; DNA-binding transcription factor activity, RNA polymerase II-specific; DNA binding. Lineage: Eukaryota; Fungi; Ascomycota; Sordariomycetes; Amphisphaeriales; Sporocadaceae. Gene Ontology annotation, biological process: DNA-templated transcription; regulation of DNA-templated transcription. The record is from RefSeq and is a predicted model, not a curated record.
AUGGAUGCCCUAGCCAAUCUCACUCCAGAGUCCAAGGUCGACUCGAAUUCGCCCAGUUCGGCGGGACCGGGACACAAGGCGACAUACAAACUCUCUUGUUCACUAUGUCGGUCCAGGAAAAUCAAAUGCGACCGCGUCUAUCCGUGCUGUCACUGCGUUCGCUCCGGGUCAGAAUGCGUCUUCCCACAGCGCAAGCGGAUGAACCGCCCGCGCAAGACCAAGAACUCGGAGCUGCUCAACCGCAUAAGCCGGCUAGAGUCGAUCGUGGGAAACGUCAACAUGGAGACCCUCAGAGAUAUGGACAUGUCUGACCUGCAAGUCUUGACCGAGUUGAAGGCGCAGGUCGUUGCAAAUGAGAAACCUCCGGCACAACCUCCCAGCUCAGAGGCAAGCACGGCGCCCAAGCCUGUUCCUCCCGAUACCCAAACAGAGAAAAAUCAAGGGCCUAAAGCAGCUAUCCAUCCUUCGCAAUACAUCAGUGGUGAUUUUUGGAGCAAUCUUGUUGGCGAAGUAGAGGGGCUCAAGCAGGCUCUGGCACAAGACACGGACUCGGAGACUGACGACGAAUCGGUUUUUGCCAGUCCAGAGGCCGUGGCAGCAUCGAAAAGGCAGACAUUUGCCACUCAAGGCUUGUUGGCGGGAUACCCAUCACCAGACUCUGCCGGGCCGCUUCUUCAUCCCCCGGCAUUUCAAAUACAGUACUUGCUCGACAUGUUCUUCGACAGAGUGGAUCCCAUUGUGAAAAUACUGCACCGUCCAACAAUUCUGAAAAUGGUGGCAAGGGGAACAUCGAAACUCUCCUCGGGACAAGAAUCUCUCUUAUUUUCUAUAUAUUUUUCUGCCAUUACCAGCCUGAGCGCCGAGGAGUGCAUGUCACAUUUUGGUCAGGAGCAGCUUUCGCUGUUUAAGCACUAUCAGAUCGAGGUUGAACGAGCACUGGCUGCCGCAGACUAUUUGAGUAACAAUGAGCUGGAAUGUCUGCAAUCACUAUUGCUGUACGUUGCUUGCUUGCGAGUACACAAUGAAAGUCGCGCCUCUUGGGUGCUGACCGCCAUACUCCUGCGUCUGGCGCAAGCCUAUAAUCUUAUCCAGGACGGUGACGGCUCCCAUCACACAUUUUUUGAUGCCGAGUUACGGCGGCGUCUAUGGUGGCAAGUUGUGGUGCUUGACAUACGUGCCUCGGAGGACAGAGGCACAGAAGCCAUGAUCGAUCCAGAUAGUUACAAUACCCACCUGCCGCUGAAUAUCAACGACGAAGAUUUCGGACCCGACACCGCUGUGGCCCCGCCAGAGCGUCAAGGACCAACCGAUGUCACCUUUUCUCUCUGCACCGCACAAUCGUCGUCCAUCUUUCUCUGGGUUGGGCACGCGCAAACUCGGGUUACCUCGCCAACACGAAAUCAAAGCGAAGACGAGAUCAUUGCCAAAGCUCAAGCCCUGGAGCAGAGAUUCAUUACAAACCAUGACCCGAACCACUUCCAGUCCAAACUAGCUGCAGGUCUAGUACGCAUGAUCAACCUCAAGUUGUGGCUCAUGAUGCAAUACCCGCUGCACACGCGUACAAACUCGUCAAUCCCCGCUCCACGAUGGCCAAAAGUCAGCCGCGAGGCUAUUUUGCAGACGGCCGUCAGCGUCAUGGAGCUCCACGAGCACAAGCACAAUUCCUCAAAAGAGGGCCUGCGGUUCAAGUGGUGGGGUUCGACCUACGUCCAGUGGCAUCCACUGGCGGUGGCCCUGGCCGAGCUUUGCGCCCAGACGCGAGGACCGCUGGUCGAACGCGCCUGGAAGAUUGUGCAGAUCGUGUACCCCAAGUGGGCGUUGGUGGUUGCUGACAGUAAGAGAGGUGCGCUCUGGAGGCCCAUACGAAAGCUGUACAAGAAAGCCAAAAGCGCACGAGCGGCCGCAGAAAGAGAAGACGAAAAAGAACAGGUGGAAGCCUUUCAGAGGCUGGAGUACUUGGCCAGUGACGGAGUGGGCUUACCCAUUGCCCAUAAUGCCACUAUUUCUGUUCCAGCGCCACAAAUAUUAGAGCAGCAGCAGCAGCAGCAGCAACAACAACAAGCCGCACCCAACACGAUCAUCGAGCCUAGUAUUGAUGGCAUGAACAUAGACACGAGCUACGUCCCCACGGUGGCAGCAGCAGCAGCAUCAUCAUCAGGCGACGGACUACCCAAUCUGGAAAUCCCACCGUCGGAACCUCUUCCCUUCUUUACCGAGAGGCUGACCGGCUGGCCGGAGGGUAUCAAUUUUGACAUGCCCAUGGGUAACACGGUUGAUCCGCUGAAUUGGGACGUCUGGAACGAUUUCAUCGACGACACCAACGCGGAUGCCGGAUCGAGAACGGGGUCAAGUGAGGGUGGACUCUGA